UCCUUGCAGCGGGCGUGCGGCCGGCUGCUUGUUGCAGUGCGCGGUGCGAACUAAGACACACGAGUUCGCGGUCAUAGGCUCGAACGAACAUCGAAAUCGACGGUCAGUGCGGUGACCAUGAUGAUGGACAACGGGGUGUUAACUAAUAACUAUGAGUACCCGGACGGGUACAUGGAACAAGAAGAGGAAUGGGAACGCGAAGGUCUGCUGGACCCGGCUUGGGAGAAGCAACAGAAAAAGACCUUCACAGCAUGGUGCAACAGCCAUUUGAGGAAGGCGGGAACUGGCAUCGAAAACAUCGAAGAAGAUUUCCGCAAUGGCUUGAAACUGAUGCUGUUGCUUGAAGUCAUUUCGGGAGAGACCCUACCCAAGCCUGACCGCGGCAAAAUGCGAUUCCACAAGAUCGCUAAUGUCAACAAGGCUCUAGACUUCAUUGCCUCAAAAGGUGUGAAGUUGGUCUCCAUCGGUGCUGAGGAAAUUGUGGAUGGCAACCUUAAGAUGACCCUUGGUAUGAUUUGGACCAUCAUCUUGAGAUUCGCAAUUCAAGACAUCUCAGUCGAAGAAAUGACCGCAAAGGAAGGUCUACUUCUGUGGUGUCAACGAAAGACAGCGCCUUACAAGAAUGUAAACGUGCAGAACUUCCAUCUGUCCUUCAAGGACGGUCUCGCGUUCUGUGCCCUGAUUCACAGGCACAGACCAGAUCUAAUCGACUACAGCAAGCUGUCCAAGGACAAUCCCUUGGAGAACUUGAACACCGCCUUCGAUGUCGCGGAGAAAUAUCUAGACAUCCCUCGCAUGUUGGACCCCGACGACCUUAUAAACACGCCCAAGCCCGACGAACGCGCCAUUAUGACCUAUGUGUCAUGUUACUACCACGCGUUCCAAGGCGCGCAACAGAACACGGCCAUGCCGGACGAGCGGGCCGUCAUGACCUACGUCUCGUCUUACUACCAUUGCUUCUCUGGCGCUCAGAAGGCUGAAACUGCCGCAAACCGCAUCUGCAAAGUUCUCAAAGUCAACCAAGAGAACGAACGCCUCAUGGAAGAGUACGAACGUCUGGCUAGUGAUCUAUUGGACUGGAUCCGACGCACUAUGCCUUGGCUGAACAGCCGCCAAACCGACAACUCCCUCGCCGGCUGUCAGAAGAAACUGGAGGAUUACCGUACUUACAGGCGUAAGCACAAGCCACCACGUGUAGAACAGAAAGCCAAGUUGGAGACUAACUUCAACACGCUGCAGACGAAACUACGUCUCAGCAAUCGCCCCGCCUACAUGCCCACCGAGGGCAAAAUGGUUUCUGACAUCGCCCAAGCCUGGAAGGGUCUCGAGAUAGCGGAGAAGGCCUUCGAAGAAUGGCUGCUCUCCGAGAUGAUGAGACUCGAGAGGCUCGAGUACCUGGCUCAGAAGUUCAAGCACAAGGCUGACAUACACGAGGACUGGACAAGAGGCAAGGAAGAGAUGCUUCAGUCCCAGGACUUCAGGCAGUGCAAGUUGUAUGACAUCAAAGCGCUGAAGAAGAAGCACGAGGCCUUCGAGAGCGAUCUGGCAGCCCACCAGGACCGCGUUGAACAGAUUGCAGCCAUCGCUCAAGAGUUGAACACUCUGGAGUACCACGAGGUUGGUGCGGUGAACGCUCGCUGCCAGCGCAUCUGCUCCCAAUGGGACCGUCUCGGAGCCCUGACUCAGCGCCGUCGCGCCGCCCUGGACGACGCCGAACGCCUGCUCGAACAAAUCGACCUCCUGCAUCUCGAGUUCGCAAAGAGAGCCGCGCCCUUCAACAACUGGUUGGACGGAACUCGCGAGGACUUGGUCGAUAUGUUCAUCGUGCACACCAUCGAAGAGAUCUCCGGUCUGAUGGACGCUCACGCGCGGUUCAAGGCGACCCUCGGAGAAGCGGACAAGGAGUACCAGGCCAUCGUCAAUCUCGUCCACCAGGUGGAGUCCAUCGUCAAGCAACACCAGAUACCUGGAGGAUUGGAGAACCCAUACACUACGCUCACCGCUCAUGAGUUGAACCGCAAGUGGUCCGACGUGCGGCAGUUGGUGCCGCAGCGGGACAGCACUCUAGCGGCAGAGCUCCGCAAGCAGCAGAACAACGAGACGCUCAGGAGACAGUUCGCGGAGAAAGCCAACGCUGUUGGACCCUGGAUCGAGAGGCAGAUGGACGCGGUCACCGCCAUCGGCAUGGGACUACAGGGCUCUUUGGAAGACCAAUUACAUCGGCUGAAGGAGUACGAGGCGGGAGUGUACGCUUACAAACCGCACAUCGAAGAACUCGAGCGCAUCCAUCAAGCCGUGCAAGAGGGCAUGAUAUUUGAGAACAGAUAUUCACAAUACACUAUGGAGACUCUUCGUGUGGGCUGGGAGCAGCUCUUGACUUCCAUCAACCGCACCAUCAAUGAAGUGGAGAACCAGAUCCUCACCCGCGACUCGAAGGGCAUCACCCAGGAACAACUCACUGAAUUCCGCGCAUCAUUCAACCACUUCGACAAAAACCGCACUGGUCGUCUGGCUCCUGAAGAACUCAAGUCUUGCCUCGUGUCACUCGGAUACAGCAUCGGUAAAGACAGGCAAGGGGAACUGGACUUCCAACGCAUUCUUGCUGUCGUCGACCCUAACAACACUGGCUACGUCUCGUUCGAUGCCUUCUUGGACUUCAUGACCAGAGAAUCAACUGACACCGACACUGCCGAACAGGUUAUUGACAGCUUCAGGAUCUUAGCCGGUGACAAGCCGUAUAUAACCGCGGACGAGUUGCGUCGUGAGCUGCCUCCCGACCAGGCGGAGUACUGCGUGGCUCGCAUGCCGCCAUACCGUGGACCGAACGCUCCGCCACACGCACUCGACUACAUGGCCUUCUCCACCGCACUCUACGGGGAGACUGACCUCUAAAUACAGGUCUUAUAACCAGGAAUCGUCUGAAGAAUCCCUGAGAGGGUGAUCAUCUCAACUGUCAAGAAGAUCUUUGCCUAGUCGCCAACAACACUAACAAGGAUGGGGACGAUGCUGUGUCGAAAUCACAACACAAAAAUUAUUUCCAUUAUUUUGACCCACUAUAUAGUCGCCCUAAUCGGGUCAAUUUAAAGCGAAACAAUUUUUGUGGAUUUAGUCUUAAAAUCAGUUCUGUAUUGAAAAUGUGCAAUGAUAAAACCAAAUAUGCCAUUAACUUUUUUUUACCAUGAAAUUCUUCUCCCUAUUCACUUUGGCUCAAAUCAGAAGAAUUGUCUGUAUUUUAACAAUACUAUUUAUAUCAUAGAUUAGGUAUUUUUAACUUUUUUUACGAAAUUAUCUGGGAAGUCACAAAAAGUUACUCUUAAGUAAAAAGUAUGGUGCUAAUGUUAGGCUUGACUAAUGUGUGACACCAAAACAAGACUCAUUCACAUUGAGAGAAUGUUUUUUUUUUUUUGUUACAUAUUAUUUAUUUAUAAGCAAACAUUAUUUAUAUACAAGUUUGAUUUUUACUGCCAUUAGUAAUAUUAUAUUUCUGUGGUAGGUUCCUUAACAUAUUAAGUUAUCUAAUUUCAUAAAUGUUGCAGGGAAGAGUCACACAAAUUAUUUAUAUGUCAUAGAACGCCAUAACUUGCCUGCAUCUAUUUAUUUUAUCAUUUGAAUGUAAUUUUUAUAUGAUAAUCGUUUGUAAGAGUAUUUUGGUAUGAGUACUCCAAAUAAAUGAUCUGCCAUACUUUUUUUGUCUUUUAAUAAUGACUGUGUUGUUAAUCCAACCGAUUAUAUUAUGAGGAAGCAGUGGUAUGUAGACUAAGAAUGAAUUAUGUGCCCAAAAAGUAUACUAACUCUAAUGUACAGCUAAUUUAAUAAAGAGCUCCUAAAUAA
Molecule: messenger RNA, 3831 nt
Organism: Danaus plexippus (monarch butterfly)
Lineage: Eukaryota; Metazoa; Arthropoda; Insecta; Lepidoptera; Nymphalidae
Gene: Actn
Product: alpha-actinin, sarcomeric
Exons: 20
Coding region: 118-2892 (924 amino acids)
Biological process (GO): actin cytoskeleton organization; muscle cell development
Cellular component (GO): cell junction; Z disc; cortical actin cytoskeleton
Molecular function (GO): actin filament binding; calcium ion binding
Source: RefSeq, a predicted model, not a curated record